Messenger RNA from Acanthisitta chloris (rifleman), 647 nucleotides. RefSeq names its product canopy FGF signaling regulator 3 (gene CNPY3). The transcript has 5 exons. The annotation marks the transcript as partial. Gene Ontology annotation, molecular function: signaling receptor binding. The record is from RefSeq and is a predicted model, not a curated record. Gene Ontology annotation, cellular component: endomembrane system. NCBI's taxonomy places the organism in Eukaryota, Metazoa, Chordata, Aves, Passeriformes, Acanthisittidae.
UGUGCAAGUACGUGGCCGUGGAGCUGAAAUCCGCUUUUGAGGAGACUGGCAAGACCAAGGAGGUGAUUGACACCAAGUAUGGCUUCCUGGACGGGAAGGGCUCUGCUGUCAAGUACACACAGUCGGACAUCCGGUUAAUUGAGGUGACGGAGAACAUCUGUAAGCGGCUGUUGGAUUACAACCUUCACAAGGAGAGGAGCGGCAGUAACAGAUUUGCAAAGGGCAUGUCGGAGACAUUCGAGACCCUGCACAACCUGGUGCACAAGGGUGUCAAGGUGGUGAUGGACAUCCCCUAUGAGCUGUGGAACGAGACAUCUGCAGAGGUGGCUGACCUCAAAAAGCAGUGCGAUGUGCUGGUGGAGGAGUAUGAAGAUGUGAUUGAGGACUGGUACAGGCACCACCAGACGGAGGAUCUCUCCCAAGUCCCCCUCUCUUCCCCAGGCUGCCUGGCAGAGAAGUGGACUGGCAAGAAGGGUGACUUGGCAAGCAUGGGGGAGAAGCAGAGCAAAAAAAAGAGCGGGAAGAAGAAGAAAAAGGGCCGGAAGGAUGAGAGCGAGGGAGCUGCCAGCCUCUCGGACGCAGGGGAGGCCCUGGAGGGGGUCCAGGAGGAGGCUCCGCUCAGCCACAGCCCAGCUGAUGAGCUGUAG